CAAGUUAUCAAGAAGCAUUGUUAUUCAAAGUACCUCUGGGUGCAUAUAAAUCCUCGUGUUCGCCGAUUGUUGCUUUCAAAUCAUCUACUGCGUGUAAGCUUUUCAACGUGUUUCGACUGCAAUCAUGAAAGUCUACGAAGUUUUAAUUCUGCUGUCUGUUAUGGGUGCCGCCGUGGCUGAAGAAGCUCAAAAGAAAGAAGAGAAAACCAGAAUGAAUAAACCUGUCGAGAGAGAGCUACAUCACCUGUCGCAUGAAAAGAAAUCAGAACUGGGUAAUCACAGAAAUAAAUAUUCGAAAGCCCAUCCAGAGAUCGAAGGCAGUCCAAAGCUUGUACAGGAAGAACGUACAUUGCUGGGGAAUAAAAAGAAGAAAAUGAUGGAAAUUAGAAAAUCCGAGCUCUCCCCUGAAGCGAAGGCUCUAAAAUUGGGGAACGUCAAGCAUUACUACAGAAGCCAAAUGAAAUUUCUCGCGAAAGAGGCAAAUAGCCACGCCAAGCUUGCUGCCGAGCGUCGACGCACUUUGGAACAGAGGAAAGAAGAACGUGAACCUGUAGCAUCUGCACGUAAACUAGAGAAGAAAAGCAAUGAAAAACAUCACAAGUUUGGAGACUCGAAGAUGAAAAAUUAAUGAACCCUUUUUUCUGAAUAUUUUGCAAUAUAUUACAAGAGUUUAUUUUUAAAUUGUUUGCUUAAAUAAUUUUUUUUAAAUCUAUUUUUAUGAAUGUUGUAUCUAAUAAAUUAAUGUGAAGUUAUUUGAAA
Molecule: messenger RNA, 759 nt
Organism: Saccoglossus kowalevskii
Lineage: Eukaryota; Metazoa; Hemichordata; Enteropneusta; Harrimaniidae
Source: RefSeq, a predicted model, not a curated record